Hibiscus syriacus is the source of this 2330-nucleotide messenger RNA. Its product is annotated as probable LRR receptor-like serine/threonine-protein kinase At4g37250. Gene Ontology annotation, biological process: protein phosphorylation. The transcript is spliced from 2 exons. Gene Ontology annotation, molecular function: ATP binding; protein kinase activity; protein binding. Bases 55 to 2328 code for a protein of 757 amino acids. The record is from RefSeq and is a predicted model, not a curated record. NCBI's taxonomy places the organism in Eukaryota, Viridiplantae, Streptophyta, Magnoliopsida, Malvales, Malvaceae.
CAUUCUGUUCAUGUUCCAUUGGAGAAAUAUGUGGGAUUAUCAAUUUGACAAAUCAUGAGUUCCAUGUCGAGUGUUAAACUCCUCCAUUUAUGGUGGAGAAUUGUUGUUGUUGUUCAGUUUGUGGUGGUUCAAGCUUUGGGACUGAACACGGAUGGGGUUCUCUUGUUUUCUUUCAAGAUCUUCAUUCGGGGUGAUCCUCUAAACGUGUUACAGAGCUGGAACUCAACCGACCAGACGCCAUGUUCGUGGACCGGAGUAACUUGUGGAAGACAAGACAAUGGCUACUCUCGUGUUACGGCACUGUCUCUUCGGAAUUGUCAGCUUCUUGGUUCGAUUCCGUCCGAUCUGGGCAUGAUUCAAUACCUUGAAAAUCUGGAUCUAUCCAACAAUUCCCUCAAUGGGUCUCUUCCUCUUUCCAUUUUCAACGCAACACAGCUUCGGUCUCUUGAUUUGUCUAACAACUCCAUCUCUGGUUUUUUACCGGAAACAAUUGGGCGAUUACAAUAUCUCCAGUUCCUUAACCUUUCCGAUAAUGCAUUGGCGGGGGGUUUACCUGCAACUAUCACUACUAUCCAGAACCUAACCGUUGUUUUUUUGAACAACAAUUACUUGUCUGGCAAUCUUCCAUAUGGGUUUCAAUCUCUUCAAGUUUUAGAUCUUUCUUCAAAUCUUAUCAAUGGUUCCUUGCCUCCCAACUUCGGAGGCCAAAAUCUUAGGCGCUUCAACGUUUCUUACAACAGCCUCUCCGGGGAAAUUCCUCCACAAUUCGCCGAGAAAAUCCCCGGUAAUGCUACCAUUGAUCUUUCUUUCAAUAACCUCAGAGGAGAAAUCCCGGAUUCCGUUGUUCUUAAGAAUCAAGAAUCUAAAUCUUUUUCCGGGAAUCCUGAUCUAUGCGGUGGGGCAACCAGACGUGAUUGUCCUGUUAAUCCUACUUCACCAACUUCUCCGCCGGCAAUCGCCGCCAUCCCGAGGAUGAUGGAUUCCGACAUGCCGGCAGCUAAAAGACAAGGUCAAAGCAAGCUUAAAACAGGAACAAUUGUAGGAAUUGUUGCGGGAAAUACAUCCGGAAUCGCAUUCGUGGUCAUGGUUUUCAUCUUGGUGUACAAGUUAAAGAAGAAAAAGAGAGUUGAGAGUCGGAGGAAGCAAGAAGCAAACACGGGCAAAGACAAUUGGUCUGUAACAUCUUCAACGUCGGAAUCAAAAGGGUUUUCGAGAUGGUCGUGUCUGAAAAAGAGGGGAGAGUACGAGGAAGAAUCGGACACCACCACUUCCGACACCGAAGAAGACCAAAGCCAAGACAGUGUACGGCGUCAAGAGCAAGAACAUGAGAAGAAAGGGAGACUGGUGACGGUGGACGGGAAAAAGCAGCUAGAGCUGGAGACGCUACUCAAAGCGUCGGCCUACAUCUUAGGUGCGACGGGGUCUUGCAUAAUGUACAAGGCGGUGCUGGAAAAUGGGACGUCGUUAGCGGUUCGAAGGAUCGACGAGAACAGUGUAGACCGGUUCAGGGAUUUCGAGAACCAGGUCCGGGUCAUUGCCAAGCUGGUUCACCCGAAUUUGGUAAGCAUUCGUGGGUUCUACUGGGGAGUCGAUGAAAAACUCAUUAUCUACGAUUUUGUACCAAAUGGCAGCCUCGCCAACGCUCGUUACAGAAAAGCUGGUUCUUCACCUUGUCAUCUCGGAUGGAAAUCUCGGGUAAAGAUUGCUAAAGGAGUAGCCCGUGGGCUUGCAUAUCUCCACGAGAAGAAGCACGUGCAUGGGAAUUUGAAGCCCAGUAACAUUCUGUUAGGUACCGACAUGGAACCCAAGAUUGGAGAUUUCGGGCUGGAAAGGCUGGUAACUGGUGACACCAGUUCUAAAGCAGGGAUAUCAGCCCGGUUCUUCGGUAGCAAGAGGUCGACUGCAUCCAGAGAAAGCUUCCAAGACUUAGCCGGACCUAGCCCCAGUCCGAGCCCCAGUUCACUUGGUGUAUCGCCUUACCACGCCCCGGAGUCAUUUAGGAGCUUGAAGCCUCACCCCAAAUGGGACGUGUUCGCAUUUGGGGUGAUAUUGCUCGAGCUCCUAACGGGGAAGGUCGUGGUGGUCGAUGAGUUGGGACAGGGAAAUGGGAUGGUUGUCGAAGACAAAAACAAGGCCUUGAGGAUGGCUGAUGCUGCGAUCCGCGGCGAGCUGGAAGGCAAAGAGGAUGGCUUGUUGGUUUGUUUUAAGUUGGGGUACAAUUGUGCAUCUCCAAUCCCACAAAAGAGACCCACAAUGAAAGAAGCUUUACAAUUACUUGAUAAAAUCACAUCUUCAACAUGCUACUAUGGGCACUCAAUCAUUCAAUAAAU